AGGAAGUGAGCAGCUGUGCUCAAUUUUUUUUUAAGAUUUACACGCGAUUUUUAUCUUUGGAGUGACAUCACGGCCGGCUAUGCCAACAGAUGGCUGCUCUGAGGAGCCUCAUUGGGGCGGCGGUGGCGGCUUUGGGUUCGGUUCUGUUCAUCGCUUGGAGCCGUUUCUUCCCAGUCCAGAGGAGAAGGAGGCGGUACCUGGAAUGCAGCCCAGCCACAGAGCAGGUGAAGUAUUUGGAUAGGCAGAUAUUAGUACUGGGUUUGGAUGGAGCUGGCAAAAGCAGCAUUAUUCAUGCCCUUAGCACAGAUACCACAAGGUCCAGUUCUGCACCAACUCAUGGAUUUAACUCUGCUCAGAUUCUCCACCAAGGACUGCGGAUUGAAUUAUUAGAAGUUGGAGGCAGCCACAAUCUUCGGACGUACUGGAAGCAAUAUCUGAAGAAUGCCCACAUUAUAGUCUUUGUAGUGGACUCGACAGACAGCAGGCGCAUCCACCUUGCUAGGCAAGAACUGCACCAGCUUCUUCAUGAAGAGCCAGAUCUUCCUCUUAUGGUUCUGGCAAAUAAGCAGGAUCGGACAACUGCACUCUGCCUCCCUGAAAUCCACUCAGAACUGUCACUUCACCGGAUUACUAGCGAAAGGGAGGUGACCUUGCUGGGAACUAGUGCAAUAUCAGAUGGAGCUGCCCACAGCACCAGACUACAGACUGUAAAGACAUUGUUAGAGGAAAGACUACAGAGUCUUAAAGGGACAGCACAAAAUGGUUCUAAUCAUCCUCAAACCACCCAGUGCCACACAUCCCUUCAAAGGGAUGGUUGAUACGAGUGCCUUAUGGACAUCUACAUAUGUUUACAGUGACAUUUUUACUGAUCAGGCUUUCUGGAGAUCUAUUCUUGUUGCAGCACUGACAAAUACAUGAUUUGUAAGAAGAUGGUCUGACAAACUGUGUGCCAAAAAGAUGGACACUUAGCGGAAUAGUUUACACUCAGUGUGUGCUGGUCCACACAUGCCUUCAGGGUUCUAGUUAUAAAUUAAUCAGUACUGUUAAGAAAAUAAAGCUAUAAAUGAUGAGGAAGAGAAAUGUGUUAAAAUGAUAUAUAAUAAAAUGAGUUGGUGCUAA
Xenopus laevis (African clawed frog) is the source of this 1119-nucleotide messenger RNA. RefSeq names its product ADP ribosylation factor like GTPase 10 L homeolog (gene arl10.L). Lineage: Eukaryota; Metazoa; Chordata; Amphibia; Anura; Pipidae. The record is from RefSeq and is marked provisional. Gene Ontology annotation, molecular function: GTP binding; GTPase activity.